UUUAAAAAUCAUUUACAAAUUAAUACAACCUAAACAAAUUAUAUAUUCCUUCUUCAAAGAAGAAGAUUUCCAAUCUUACCUUACACCCAUAAAUAAUGCCCUCUUGCUCCCCAUCGUGUGACAUGCCAAAAUGCUUGUAUAAGUAAAGUAUGAAAGGCGAAGCAACAUGUACAGUUAAGUUUAGUAGUCAAAACAUUGAAAUAGAGUGCAAAUUAAAAACAAUACAGAGAAGAUGGAGGUCGACAAUAAUGUUCCUAAAUCAGCUCGUCGGUCUGUAGAUUACCAUCCAUCUGUCUGGGGUGACUAUUUCCUGGCAUAUGAUUCCUCGCUUACGGAGAUUAAUCAUCAAGAUGAACAAGAAGUUGAACGGCUUAGAGUUGAAGUGAGGAAAAUCUUAGUAUCAGCUCAUGCUACAUCUACACGAAAGUUAUUAGAGCUGAUUGACAACACCCAACGAUUGGGAGUAUCACAUCAUUUUGCAAAGGAAAUUGAGGAAUCACUUAAACAUAUCUACAACAUGAGCUGCGAUGAAUUUGAUGAUCCUAAUAAUCUUGAGACUGUUUCUCUUCAAUUUCGAUUGCUAAGACAAGCUGGAUACAAUGUCUCAUGCGAUGUCUUCCAAACAUUUAAGGAAGAUGAAGGGAAUUUCAAAGAAGAAUUGAUUAGGAAUGUGAAAGGAAUUUUGAGUUUGUAUGAAGCAGCACAUCUUGGAGUUGGCGGAGAGGACAUUUUAGAGGAAGCAUUAGGUUUCAGUACCAAGUGCCUUAAAUCUAUGGUGCCUAAGUUAAGUGGAUAUCUUGUUACACAAGUAAUUCAUGCCUUAAAGAUGCCAAUUCGCAGAACCUUAGCAAGAGUAGCAGCAAGGCAGUACAUAAAUAUUUAUCAAGACAAUCCUGAACACGAUAAAGUGCUAUUACAAUUUGCACGCCUGGACUUCAACAUGUUGCAAAAGGUUCAUCAGAAAGAGCUAAGUGAUAUUACAAGGUGGUGGAAAGGUUUGGAUGUUGAAAGAAACUUCCCAUUUGCUCGAAAUCGUCUGGUUGAAGCCUAUUUUUGGAUAAUAGGAAUAUACUUUGAGCCUCAAUAUUGUAGGGGGCGAAGAUUUACAACCAAAGUGAUCUCCCUUGCCUCCAUAUUAGACGAUUUGUAUGAUGUUUAUGGAACACACGAUGAACUCGAAAUGUUCACGGAUGCCAUUCAAAGAUGGGACAUAAAUGCAUCACAACAGCUACCCCCAAACCUGAAGCUCCUAUACCAUUAUAUUUUUGAUACUUAUGCUGAAAUGGAAGAGUUGUUGGCAAAGGAAAACAUAUCAUACCGAGUUCACUAUGCAAAAAAUGAGCUGAAGAAAGUAGUGAAAGCAUAUCACCAAGAGUUCAAGUGGUAUCAUGCUGGGUAUGUUCCAACAUUUAAGGAGUAUUUGAAAGUUGCACUAGUAACUGCAUGUUAUAUGAUGCUUUCCACUACUUCUUUGGUUGGUAUGGGAAAAGAGUUAGUGACUGAGGAGAAUUUUAAGUGGAUUACAAGUGAACCUUUAAUGGUAAAAUCUUCUUCAAUAAUAUGUCGAUUGAUGGAUGACAGGAUUGGACAUAAGUUUGAACAAGAAAGGGGACAUGUUGCAUCAGCAGUUGAAAGCUAUAUAAAGGAGUUUGGUUGUUCAAAGCAGGAGGCUUAUGUGAAGCUUGAGAAACUUGUAGUCAAUGCAUGGCAAGACAUAAAUAAGGAUUCCCUUCAUCCGACGCCUGCGCCCAUGCCUAUCCUCUUGCGGGUACUCAAUUUUACCCGCGCCAUCAAUCUCUUAUACAAGGAUGAAGAUUUAUAUACAAAUUCCAAAACCAAGCUAAAGGAUAUCAUUAAUAAAAUAUUAGUCCAACCACUCAAAAUAUAGUACUACCUUUAAAUUAUGCACGUUAUUUCCUCGUGAUUAUCAAAUAAAAGUAAAAUGAUGUUUUGAUUAAGUAUGUAUAGGUGUUACGUUUCAGUGUUUAUUUCUAUUCGACAUAAAUAUGAAUGUUUUGGUUUUUUUUCAA
Capsicum annuum is the source of this 2030-nucleotide messenger RNA. Its product is annotated as (-)-germacrene D synthase. Bases 233 to 1888 code for a protein of 551 amino acids. Gene Ontology annotation, molecular function: terpene synthase activity; magnesium ion binding. Lineage: Eukaryota; Viridiplantae; Streptophyta; Magnoliopsida; Solanales; Solanaceae. The transcript has 7 exons. Gene Ontology annotation, biological process: diterpenoid biosynthetic process. The record is from RefSeq and is a predicted model, not a curated record.